AUCCUGGCUGUCUGCCGGCGGUCCACAAGCUUUUUGAUAUCGCAUCGCUUACAGUUAAGAAUCUCCAUCAAUCACCGUCUCCGUCGAGCCAAUUCGGAGUGUCUCCUCAACUAAUGGAAGUUCCGGCACUGCAAGCCAGAUUCCGGUUCCCUCGAGCUUCCAUAUCCCCAUGUUUAAGUUAUAAACACAAGCUCGCUGCACCUGAGAACUCGCCUGAAAGACUGCACUCUUUAACUCUCAAGAGAAGAUCUGUUCUUCAGUUCCUUGGAUUGAGCCCUAUUCUUCUAAAUGUAUGCACUGUCACGGCUGCACCAAUGCAGGAGAUGAAAGAGCCUGAUGUUAUACGGACCCUAAAGCUUGCUAGUGGAGUGAGGAUACAAGAUAUUGUUGAAGGGGAAGGACCAGAGGCUCGCGAUGGAGAUCUUGUGGAGAUUAAUUAUGUCUGUCGAAGGUCCAAUGGAUAUUUUGUCCAUAGUACCGUGGAUCAGUUUAGUGGAGAAAGUGCCCCUGUUGUUCUUCCUUUGGAUGAUAAGCAGAUAAUACAAGGUCUGAAGGAAGUAUUAACUGGAAUGAAGGCAGGAGGGAAAAGAAGAGCACUCAUACCACCUUCGGUUGGUUACAUCAGUGAAAACUUAAAGCCGGUUCCAAAUGAGUUUGGCCCUCGUCGCAGCCUGUUGUCCCAUGCAAAUGAGCCUUUAAUAUUUGAAGUUCAGCUGCUAAAAGUGUUAUGAGUUCUGUAAAUUAUUUAUGUUGUCUAUGAUUCACUCACUUGAUUCUGUAGCAUUAACUUCAAAUGAUGUUGGGAUUGUGAUCUGGUUGAUCACUGUAUAAUGUAUCUUACUUGAAUGAUCCAUAAUCCAAGAUUUGAAGCAACUAAAUUUGAUAUGGUGUGAUAGACUUGACAGGAAAA
This is a messenger RNA of Ipomoea triloba (trilobed morning glory), 910 nucleotides long. RefSeq names its product peptidyl-prolyl cis-trans isomerase FKBP16-1, chloroplastic. Gene Ontology annotation, molecular function: peptidyl-prolyl cis-trans isomerase activity. The record is from RefSeq and is a predicted model, not a curated record. Bases 114 to 731 code for a protein of 205 amino acids. The transcript has 8 exons. Lineage: Eukaryota; Viridiplantae; Streptophyta; Magnoliopsida; Solanales; Convolvulaceae.